AUAUGCCUUAAGGUAGAUACUGGUAGAUACCCAAUUUCCACUCCUUGACGUAUCGGUGUUCAGUGUUGUUUACGACACUGUUGUGUGUGUCAGCUGUUGUGUUUUGCGUUAUUACUUGAGUGGAUUUUUAGUGAGUUUCGAGGGCUGGUAGAUGAUAGAGCGACGAUAGAUUACGUGCGGAUAUUUUGAGGUUACAUUUGGGACAAAGUUGCAAAAUUCACCAAUAUUGUCGCAACGUUCCAAAGCUGAGAGGUUAUAUGCACUCACAACGAAAGAUCUUGUGCCUGAUUUGGAUAAAUCAUCUGACAAACGUUACCUGAUUGACUUGGAACUUCAAUUUUCCGGAAAUGUCAAAACGAAAGCAUAACAUUGCAUACAUAAAACCGGACGAGCCAAAGUUUUUAAGAGAGUUAAAAGCUAAGGCCGGUUACAAGGAAAGACCUUCUAUUGAGACGAAGAAAGAAGCUCUGCCAACAGCCACAGACGAGGAUUACGAAGAUCGUGAUGAAGAGUUACCCACUGUAGUUGUAUUAAACAAUGGUGAUUUAACUGCUGAAGAAGCAGCUGCUUUCGAACUUGCGAAAGAAAAAGAGGAAGCUCAAACCCCAGCAGAUCUGUCCAAGAAGAUAAUCUUUACAAAAACAAAGUCUGCACCGAAAGAUUCGAAAAAAAAUACAGAGACUGAAUCUUCGCUUCCCAAGAAAAGCAAAAAAUCCAAGAAAACUAAAGUUAUUCUUUCAUUCAAUGAAGAUGAAGAGGAUUGACAAUAUUUUAUGAAAUAUUACUGACUAGGGUGAUCAGCUUUAAUAUCAAGUUACCAAAGUGAGACUUUGAAUUUCGACAGUCAUCAGCGCGGUUUUACCCUGAAAGAAAAAUGAAUAUUGAUAAUUGAACUGCAGAUUUUGGAUUAAUAACGUCAACUUCAUGAACUACGUAAUUGUAUUUGCAGCGAUGUGUAUGUGAUAAAGGAGACUUUGUGUGUAUUCACAUCUCGCUUUGAUAUCUUUUCUUGUUAAUAAAAAGAAUCACGUUGCAGCAAGCAAA
Neodiprion virginianus is the source of this 1044-nucleotide messenger RNA. RefSeq lists its product as uncharacterized. NCBI's taxonomy places the organism in Eukaryota, Metazoa, Arthropoda, Insecta, Hymenoptera, Diprionidae. The transcript has 4 exons. Bases 348 to 764 code for a protein of 138 amino acids. The record is from RefSeq and is a predicted model, not a curated record.